CCUCAUGGUACUCUAGUAUGUGGCUAGGACAGAUCACUCAGUGCGGGCCUCUGUUAUGUGUUGAUUUAACUCUUUCCUUUAAAUGAAGCUCAUGUGAACUUUAAAGGAGAAUGCACAGUUUGAGCAGCAUGAGGGAGAGCAUUCUUGAGAACAGUACCUGGUUGGUUGAAGAGUGGAUGGAACAAAGACAAGACAAAAUUGUUUACAGGACAUUUGAAGAAAAUUGUGACAAAUAUUGAAAAGGCUGUGUCAUCAUCAUAUAAAAUAAUAUGAAGAAGGAAAGUGAUGAAAUGUCAAAAGAAAAACUGUUGCUUAGAUUUAUUAGAUGCUACAUUGAUGAAUAUUGGUAAGAACACUUUAUGAGUACUGGAUAAUGGUUGUGGCUCUCAAACUGUGCUAACAGAAGCACACCUAUACAACUGGUUACCUAUUGACAUAAAUUAGUGAGUGUCACAACAUCUCCAGUCACCAUGGAUCCAAUCUUCUUCAACACAACUGCCUUCUGUGGCACAAUGGAUUUUAUUUCCUGGGAUACACAAAAGCUCAAUUUAGGCUUGUGUUUCCAAAAGGCUGUGAUUACUGUGCCAGUUUUUGCUCUCUUGGCCAUUGUGUCAGCUUACUACAUAGGGAGGCAGUCAGAGUGGGUGGUGCGUAGACGGAAGCAGAUGGCAAUAAUCUACACCAGGAUUGUCUUGACUGUGCUCUCCCUGGUGUUGGUGGUGAUAGAGCCGAUCCUUCUGUUCUUCGUUGGCCACAGCAAAAUCUACUGGGUUGAUGGCCUUGUUGUUGGAGUACAGUCACUGUCAUGGCUGGUGCACCUGGGUUACUUAACCUCUCUUAAGACCCGGCUCAGUGUUGGGACACGUGGCCCAACCCCCAUCAUCCUCGCCUGGCUGUUGACCUUCCUCUGCACUAUCAACCUGGCAAGAACUACUUGGUAUGAGGAAAAUGGAAUAUCAAAAUUGAUUGAAAAAAUAAUGAGAUUCAUGGCUUUAACUCAGAUGUGUUUACAAACUGUGUAUCUGUUUACACUAUUCCCAAAGGGUAGUGCAGGAGUGUCCCAGUACCAUGAGCUGCACAGGGAGGCCACUGAGACCACCCCUCUCAUGGAGACCUCAUAUAAUGAUUACAGUGGGUUCCACGAGGCAGCCGAUCCCUACCAUCUGGGCAUAGCAGAAGAGAGAAUUAACGUGUUAUCGUACCUCACCUUCUACUGGGUGAACGCACUCAUGGAGAAAGGUUCACUUGGUAACUUACGCACUCAGGAUGAUCUGCACGACCUUCCUAUACAAAUGCGAACUGAUGUCAUCGCUCAGACGGUUCAUAGAACAAUGAUGAUCAGCCAGCCUCUACCCAGUGAUGAAUCUGAGAGACCUCGUCGCCAAAAAUAUGCCUUCCUAAAAGCCAUACAUAAAUGUUAUGGGGUCCAGUUCUACAGUAUUGGCCUGCUGAAGCUUUUUGGUGAUAUUCUGGGAUUUGCAGGACCCCUUCUGUUACAUGAGCUUGUCAUCUUUAUUGAGAAAAAAGAUGAGGAUGACUUGAAGGGAUAUACAUAUGCAGGAGGUCUGUGUGGAGCAGCUCUUGUGGCAAUAUUCUGCAGUAUUCACUUCAAUUACUUAUUGGCCAAGGUGAACCUUCGUAUCCGUGCUGCUGUAAUAUCUACUGUUUAUAGAAAGGUCCUCCAGGUCAGUGCUGCCAACCUGAGCAGAUUUUCAACGGGUGAAGUUGUCAAUUUAAUGAGUACAGACACUGACAGAAUUGGUAAUUUCUGCCAGUCAUUUCAUGCCUUGUGGAGUCUUCCUCUUCAGCUUGGCAUAACACUCUACCUGCUCUACCAACAAAUUGGAAUCGCCUUCUUAGCAGGUGUUGGUGUGGCGAUCAUCUUGAUUCCAGUCAACAAGUGGCUGGCCACAAAAAUAGGUCGUCUAAGUGUGGAGAUGAUGUCGUACAAGGACCGCCGUGUGGGUCUUAUGACUGAGAUCCUGAGCAUGAUCAGGAUGGUGAAAUUGAAUGCUUGGGAAGGAACAUUUAAGCACCGUGUCAAUGACGAGCGUUAUGGUGAAGUGAAGGCGUUGGCUGGGCGCAAGUACUUGGAUGCUGCCUGUGUUUACUUCUGGGCUUCCACGCCAGUUCUCAUACCUAUUAUCACCUUCACCGUGUACAUUGCUCUUGGUAAUCCAUUGGAGCCAGCUCGUGUGUUUACAGCAGUAGCACUCUUCAACAUGUUAAUAAUGCCUCUCAAUGCAUUUCCCUGGGUACUGAAUGGGAUUGUGGAGGCAUGGGUCUCUCUUAAGCGUGUUGAGCGUUUGAUGGAGCUUCCAGAACAGGACUUGAUAAACUAUUACACAGUGGUGCCAGAGAUGGGUCACAAGGACUCUGAACUACAAAUCCUAAUAACCAACGGAACCUUCACUUGGGAUGGUGCAUUUGUGGUCGCUGAACAAGAUCAAGAGGCAAGCAGGCCCUCGAGGAGCUCACCCACAGGCUCUAACAUGUCACUGAUCGACUCUCUGAACGGGAGCAGCGGUGAUGAGGGAAUACUUCCAACACUCAAGAGAGUCAACUUGCAACUUUCCAAGGGUCAAGUGGUGGCUAUUGUGGGUCGUGUUGGGUCAGGAAAAACAUCAGUCCUUAAUGCAAUACUGGCCGAGAUGACCAAAACUCACGGGGUUGUGGCAGUGGCUGCACUUCAUAAUGGUUUUGGUCUUGCAACACAACUUCCUUGGAUACAAAAUGGAUCAAUCAAAGACAAUAUUCUCUUUGGUAGCAGCUUGGAUAUCAGCCGAUACAAGUCAGUACUGUCUGUUUGUGCCUUGGAUGAGGAUCUUCAUGCGCUUCCUCUGAGGGAUAACACAAUGUGUGGAGAAAAUGGCUCCUCAUUAAGUGGUGGACAGAAGGCUCGUGUUGCUCUGGCUCGCGCGGUGUAUCAGAACAAGAGCAUCUACCUCCUUGAUGACGUGUUGUCGGCUGUGGACAGACCAGUGGCACAGCACAUCAUGAAAAAAUGUAUUCAUGGGUUUUUGGCUGGCAGAACAGUGUUGCUUGCCACUAACACUGUCAGUCUCCUCACCAAGACAGACUGGGUCAUCAGUAUACAGAAUGGAGAAAUAAACUCUCAAGGUCCCCCAUCAGUCGUCCUGCCAAAGCUCUUGUCGGCAGAGGAACUUUCAGAUGACUGGUGGGACGAGACCGAGAGUGUGGAAACCAAGUCGUCAGGGGCCGUUUCGCGGAGGCCAUCGUUGGACAUCUUCGCUACGGGACACGGCAAGAGUACAGACUCGAUACGUAAGGGUGACAAUGAGGAAGAGCGUGACUAUGGGGAAUUGAGCAGUUCCGUCUACUACACGUACAUAGUGGCAUUGGGCAGUGUGCUCUCGCUCACCAUCUUCCUCUCCAUGAUACUAAUGCAGAGUUCCCGAAACCUAACUGACAUGUGGUUGGCUUACUGGGUGUCUCAAGUCACAGGGAGAAACAGCUCUGGAUUAACUGCACUUGUUGAUAAAGACACAACACCAUGGAUGGGUGCAGGAACUAGGCCUGAUCCCCCCAAAAUGGCCACUGCUUUAACUGAUAGCAUGCAGUGGUUUUCUUCUAUCAACCCUAUGCAUCAGUUUCUGGCGGUACAAGAACUUCCCGAGUCUGAUGUAUCGGCGGUAGUGGACCCCAGCACCAAAUUCUACCUCACUGUGUAUGGGAUUCUGGCAGCCUCCAACACAAUUUUCACACUAAUGCGAGCUUUCUUGUUUGCAUAUGGAGGUAUCUGUGCUGCUAAAGCCCUUCACAAACAGUUGUUGGAUGCUGUUCUUUACGCAAAGAUUUCAUUCUUUGACAACAAUCCUCUCGGCCGUAUCCUGAACCGGUUCUCAUCAGAUCUCUACACCGUGGAUGACUCUCUUCCCUUCCAGAUGAACAUUUUCUUUGCUCAGGUUUUUGGACUAUUAGGUUCGGUUGUGGUGACCAUAUAUGGUAUGCCGUGGAUCUUGUUGCUCUACAUUCCAUUAGCUUUUGUGUAUUACACCGUCCAGAGCUUUUAUCGUCACACUUCUCGAGAUCUGAAGCGACUGCACGCAGUUUCUCUCUCGCCCUUGUAUGCACACUUCACUGAGACUUUGCAGGGCCUUCCUGUGAUCCGUGCCAUGCGGGCUGUACAUAGAUUUAGUGCAAGAGCAGACAGCCUCUUAGAGGUAAGCCAGCGUGCACAGUUUGACAUUCAGGUAGCCUCACAGUGGCUCAACUUGCGGUUGCAACUGAUCGGGCUGGCAAUGCUAGCUGGUGUGUCAACUCUUGCCCUCCUUCAACAUCACUUUGAUGCUAUUGAUGCUGGUCUGGUUGGUCUGGUGGUCUCGUAUGCUCUGACUGUGAGCAACUUCCUCAACUCUGUAGUGGGUUCCCUCACUGAGACAGAGAGGGAGUUGGUCAGUGUUGAGCGCGUCCACCAAUAUCUGGAAGGAACAGAACCAGAACGGCGGGAGGGCACCAUACUUCCCCCUUUUGGCUGGCUUAGCCAUGGUUCUAUUAAGUUCCAGAACGUCUGCUUGAGAUAUCAGGCUCAUAAUCCGUAUGCACUGAGAAAAGUAAGCUUCGAAAUAGGUGCAUCAGAAAAGGUUGGAAUAAUUGGUCGCACAGGAGCAGGGAAGAGCUCCAUAUUUCUGGCACUGUUCCGUCUGGUGGAACUGAACUCGGGACACAUCUUUGUAGACAAUGUGGACAUCUCCAAGCUGAGCCUUAAGAAACUAAGAUCCAGCAUGGCCAUAGUGACACAAGAUGCCUUCCUGUUCAGUGGAACUAUCAGGGAGAAUCUAGACCCCUGUAGUGACUCUCUCGACACUCAGAUAUGGCAGGCCGUACAGUCGUGUCAUCUCACUACACUGGUACAACACCUUGGUGGCCUGGAGGCUAGGAUAGAGGAAGCAGGACGGGCAAUGUCAGCAGGGGAGAGGCAGUUGUUUUGCCUGGCUCGAGCUCUAUUGUGCCGCACCAAGAUUGUGUGUAUAGAUGAAGGGACGUCGCAGCUGGAUAAUGAAACCGACGAGCAGAUUCAGCAAACAAUACGCAGUGCCUUCCGCAACAAGACCGUCAUUAUUAUUGCUCAUCGUGUGCACACUGUCCGGGAUUGUGAUAGAAUUCUGGUGAUGAGUGAGGGAGAAGUGGUGGAGUGUGGACGACCAACAGAACUACUUUCCAAUAGAAAUUCCAUCUUCUACUCGGUUCUUCAGUCUCAAUGAGAGCCAUCAGGAGAACACUAAGCAAAUAUUAUCUUUAUUACCACCAUUGUAGAAAAAGUUAUUAUAUUAGUUAUAUAAUUAAA
Messenger RNA from Homarus americanus (American lobster), 5308 nucleotides. Its product is annotated as ATP-binding cassette sub-family C member 10-like. Gene Ontology annotation, biological process: transmembrane transport. Gene Ontology annotation, cellular component: membrane. NCBI's taxonomy places the organism in Eukaryota, Metazoa, Arthropoda, Malacostraca, Decapoda, Nephropidae. Gene Ontology annotation, molecular function: ATP binding; ABC-type transporter activity; ATP hydrolysis activity. The transcript is spliced from 29 exons. The record is from RefSeq and is a predicted model, not a curated record. Bases 471 to 5225 code for a protein of 1584 amino acids.